ACCUGCCCCUUCCAUUGGACUCAGAGACGCCUUCGGCCACUGGUGAAUGUUGAUGAUGAAUAUCGAUAUUCGCCACCCUCCAUUAAUAUUCGUCUAGCUCAGAUGUAUGAUAGUGCGUUGGCCCUCUUUUAUAUAUAGCGGGACUGAUGUGUUAUCAGCCCUCUGGGCUUCUCUCAUUACUGACAUUUCUUCUUUGUGUUCGUGUCCAUACAGGCGAUAAGUCACCUUUCCGAUCCAUUGUGGAAAUGCUGGAUUAUCAGCCGACCGAGCUCAGAUAUGCUACUUCCCUUCCAGUCCCCUUGCUUUUCAUUUAUCUGGUCGAGAUGGAUUAUGACGCUGAAGUACUGUGCAUUAUUCAGCAGGACCGAUAUGUUAUUAGCCAUUUGGGCUUCCGGCGGUUACUUGUUCUUCCCUCUGUCUUUGUGCUUAGACACACUACUCGUGUACCUGAGCCACCAGGUGGUGGUUCGGGGGUGGUGCGGCGUGCAAAUACUUUCAAAUCAUUAUCUGCUGGCCCUAGGGUGACUCUGAUUGAUGUCAACAGGUGGAUAUAUGGAUAUCAGUAUAUCGUUCGGUGUUUUACUCUGACGGUCGUGGUUAGCAGGAUGGGCUUCAAUAGAUCAUCGGAAAGGUCCCAAUGAUAGACGAAUUUCAGUCGCAUGGAUGGAAUGCUACCACAGUGCGACUCUGAAUAAUGUACGUCAGAAUCUCAGAACAUCAUUGAAUAGUAUUUCAGUAUCGGGCAGCAAGGACCAGUUCGGUUGCUAGACUUUCCGAGUAAUUUCAGCUUGCCACUUGGUGUAUA
Suillus clintonianus is the source of this 805-nucleotide messenger RNA. RefSeq lists its product as uncharacterized. The record is from RefSeq and is a predicted model, not a curated record. The transcript has a single exon. NCBI's taxonomy places the organism in Eukaryota, Fungi, Basidiomycota, Agaricomycetes, Boletales, Suillaceae. The coding region runs from base 147 to 641 and encodes 164 amino acids.